AUGGCGACUGCUGUAUCUACUAAACCCCCUUUACACAAAAUCAAACGACCCGCCCCAUCCUACAUUCAGACCGGCAUCAAUGGCAUGAGGACUUCGCAACCUUCCCCGUCGCCCCUGGGGUCUGCUACAAAUCGCUUUUCAGGCACCAAACAGCCAGGGGCAGUUACUCCCACCAAUGCUGCUGUCGUAAAUGGCGCCAAUAAUCGCCAGCAAACGCGCCCGAGGAAAGAGCCCCAAAAACCCGGCGAUUCUGCAACUCGUUUACACCCCCCCCCGACAAAACCCCCGGGUAUGGAUGUGCCUGUUGCGGACUGCAGGCAGCUCAAGAAGUUUCCCGAACCAUAUGUCAAAACAACCUCCUACAUACUCAAAAAGUACUCGAAAUCUCCACCGUCCCUAACUAUACAUCUUCACCCCACUCAUUUCCGGUUCGAUCAACAAGAUGGAAGCUUCCCAUAUAAUUCUGAAAUGAAGGUCAUCAUCGAGCACAUCAAAGCUGGUACUGUUCCGCAUGACAUGAUCGAAGAACUGGUGAAAGGGGGAGUUAGAUUCUACGAGAACUGCCUUAUUGUCCGUGUCGUGGAUCAUAAAUCUGUCUCCUCCCAACCAAACCCUGCAUCCAAUUCCUCCUCCGGCGAAAAGACCUCACCUUUCUCUUUACACAAUUACAACCAGCAUGUUACCCCUUCUCCAUUCGUACCAUAUCCACAACAGAACCAGUCAAGUGUAAAUGCUACCACCAAUGGCACUUCCACAAAUAGCCAAAGAGCCGACGAGCAGUCGUCCACAGAAGCCAAUAAUGGUCUUUCAGAAUCCAACGCAAAUACGACGGAUUCUGGUACUUCAAAGCAGAAAGCUCCCAAACCUAGGGUUUUUACGACUGUGCUACAUCCCACACCUCAAUCACUCUUGGCAGAGUUGACUCUGUUGUCUAUGACCCCUGACCCUCGAGCUGUCAAUCGCCGCCAGUCCCAAGCUUAUUCCACAUUGCGAACCGGAUCUAUUCCCCAGCCACCCACACCUCUCUCCGCAUUGCCAUCUUCUCCAGUGACGGACCGUGCGCCUCCAGCGAAGAGACAAAAGAUGAUGGUAGAACCAUCGGAACUCUUGGAAGCUGAAGCAAAGCUGAUACACGCGACAGCCCCGCCACUCUAUCUCGAGCCAGUUGAUGGGUUGGCAGCGAGUGCGAAUCUUCUCAAGUUUUUGGAGGACCCUCUGCAUCGCAGCAAACCCCCCUCACCAAAGACCCGAAGACGGACCGUAGCAGAAUUGGCGGCCGAUGAAGCAUUGGCUGCUGAAGAGGAGAGAUUUAUGCUUAUCAUGGAUGAGAGGUUGGGCCCAACUACUUCUGGCAAUGGCGGGGGUGCCAAAGCACCUAAUGUCGAUGAUGAAAGUGGCGCAGCUCCGUUUGAACCCAGAUUUUCGAGAUUCAAAACCCUCGAGAAAAUUCGCCUGGAACAUGAAGAGAAAGCUAAACUUGAACACGAGAAGAAGCUGCAGCAAGACCAUGCGAAAAGAUUACAACAAGAGGCUGAGAGGGAGAAGCGACGUGCUAAUGAGCAACGAUUGGCUGAGGAACAAAGCAGAGAAGACAACAGAAGACAACAGGCGGCGGCGGCGGCGGCAGCAGCAGCAGCAGCAGCACAGCAUGCUCAGGUACAGGCCCAAGUUGCAGCUGCAGCUGCGCAGAAUCGGCGACCUCAAUCCCGAGGAAAUCCUGCUAUGAGCACGCCGCAUAAACCACAGCCUCAGCAGAUGAUUCCAGCGUCGCAGGGUCAACAAUCAUCUCCAGUCGUGCGGCAUUCAACCCCACAUAGCUCAUCUCCAUUGGCAGGAACUUUGAUGGGCGCGCAGAUGAACCAAGGAAUGCCAAUCGCUAUGACGAGUUCUGCUCAAGGAGCAGGAAGCCCUCUCCAAGUUACAUCUGGUGUACAACAUAGCCAUCCAGCCGUCAUGGGGCAUCCAAUGACUGCUAGCCGAAGUCAACAAGGUCCCAGUAGACACGGGACCCCACAAAUGCCACAUGGGACACCAGCUAUGUCUCAUGCCACUCCAACGAUGCGCAACGCCACCCCUACGCAGCGAAUGACGCACGCAAGCCCGAACGCUUCUACCAUGGCUCAUACUCCGGUCAUGAGCCAUGCCAUCAUGGCUAAUCCUCAGAUGAAUGGGGUGAUGAUGACUCCUCAACAGCAGCAACAGGCCAUAAUGCAGAGGCAGAAAAUCAUGCUACAACGAAGCUUACAGGCUGGCGGACAGCAGCUUAAUCCACAACAAUUGGCGCAGCUUCAGGCAAGCAUGCAUGCGCAACAAAAUAUUCAACAUGCUCAGCAACAGCAACAACAACAACAGCAACAACAACAGCAACAACAACAACAACAUAAUAUCUUUUUGCAGCAGCAACAGCAACAGCAACAGCAGCAGCAGCAACCGCCGCCCCAUCAACCGCAGCCCCAUCAACCGCCGCCCCAUCAACCGCAACCACAUCAGUUCCCCAGCCAGGCCGCUUAUCAGGCUCAUGUUAUUCGAAGUCAGCUGGCACAGAUGCAUAUGUCUCAUCAGCAAGCUAUCCACGGUCAACAACAAGGAAGCCCUCAACAACUACCUCAGCAACAAGUUAUAGCCCAAGCGAAUGGCGUCCCACAAACUCAAGUAGGGCUUCAGCCCCGCUACCGAGCUCUGUAUGCGCAACGUGUGCUCCCACAGGUCCAAAUCGAAGUACGCGCGAAAUUUACGCAGCAGUAUGGCCACAUGACUGGCUGGCCUGAAAACAUUCGCCAACAGUUUCAGGAACAAGUGGAUAAAACUGCCAAACAGUACUUGUUUGAGAUUAUGAAGAGGGAGGGUCAACAACAGCGGGCGCAAAUGGCUCAGAACCAGGCGCAAGCACAGGCGCAAGCACAUGCUCAGGUCCAAGCCCAAGUUCAAGCGCAGGCGCAGGCUCUCCAACAGCAGCACCAUCAGCAGCAGAUGGUGGGUAAUAAUAUGGCUAAAUAA
Paracoccidioides brasiliensis Pb18 is the source of this 2997-nucleotide messenger RNA. RefSeq lists its product as uncharacterized. Bases 1 to 2997 code for a protein of 998 amino acids. Gene Ontology annotation, molecular function: transcription coregulator activity. The transcript is spliced from 3 exons. Gene Ontology annotation, biological process: regulation of transcription by RNA polymerase II. The record is from RefSeq and is a predicted model, not a curated record. Gene Ontology annotation, cellular component: SAGA complex.